This is a messenger RNA of Boleophthalmus pectinirostris (great blue-spotted mudskipper), 15313 nucleotides long. RefSeq names its product nuclear receptor binding SET domain protein 1b (gene nsd1b). The record is from RefSeq and is a predicted model, not a curated record. Gene Ontology annotation, cellular component: nucleus; chromatin. Gene Ontology annotation, biological process: regulation of DNA-templated transcription. Gene Ontology annotation, molecular function: histone H3K36 methyltransferase activity; DNA binding; protein binding. Lineage: Eukaryota; Metazoa; Chordata; Actinopteri; Gobiiformes; Gobiidae.
UGGCAGAAUGUAAGCACUUCUGUUGUUGAACUCGGACUCACUGCGCUCGAUGCGAUCUUUUAUCUCGACGUUGGCUACCUGGCUCCACGCACAUUUUCCCCUUUGCACGAUGUUCACCACGGUAGCCUUGACCAGGAUGAACCGACGCCAGAAUGAGUGGGUCGUGCCCUCGCCGUGACCUCUCCGUCAUGUCCGCCACCUCCUCCCUCAAACACACACGGGUCUAUGGCUUCUCCAAGAGGGACCGCUCGCCUUCGCCUUCCCCCUCCCCGGCCACCUCCUCCUACAGCCCCCUCCGGAGACUGCAGCACCUAACCACCAGGGUCAACCAGCCAGAGACGCCCCAACCAACGCAAGAACCGGACCAAACCUGGGAGUGGUCCAGAAAUAAGGAAACUAAAGCGGACAGUAAAUGCAAUUGGAUUGAUUGUCACAGCAGGAAAUCGUCUAAAAUCCACGAUAAGGAUGAUUUUGGGUGCUCUUCUUCUGGAUAUAAGCAAAACGAUACGCCAAUCGGGACCAGUCAAAACAAAGACGGCUGCUUUUCAGGUCCUCCCAGCCCGGCGUUUUCUCUCGAUAGCAAUAGCCCCUUUGCUAACGGAUUCCUACAUUUUGAGUCUUCGCUAUUUGAGGACGAUGAUGAGGACAGUAGCAAUAAACCGCCAAACAUCGAGGGAGAGAGAGACUUGGGGGACAAUAGAGAAACUUUGACCCCUGCUCCGGACGUAAGUGAUGUAAAUAGAGAGUGUAACAUGGAAGGGGGCGGGGCUGAGAGGUCGGCCAAGGUGGUGACGCGUUCGCAGUCCUCGGGUCAGCGUCGGAGAUACUGGGACGGAUCGGACGACGAGUGGGAAAGUGACACGGAGCUGUUCCUGUUCGCAGACAGUCCCCUCAGAAACGCACUGAGCACUCAGAGUAAGUCACUGGCCCCGGUAAAGUACUUUGAAGGAGAGGUGGUCUGGGCGAAGCUGAGCAGACGCCCCUGGUGGCCAUGUGAGGUCACUGCAGAUCCCAGUCAAGGCUGUUACCACAAGGAGAAAGAGCCCAGUGACCGUCCCUGCCGCCUGUACUAUAUUCGUACGUUCGGGGAGAACCCAGAGGAGUCGUGGCUUGAGGAUAAAUUCAUCCACAUUUUUCAUGGAGGGUUUCAGUUCGAGCAGCUGCAGCGGAGCAAAGGGAAGCAUAAAGACAAGAACAAGAAGAACACUAUUGCCAAGCGCUUCCUGGACUCUUGGAGCUCUUCUGUUGCCGAGGCCGAAGCUCUCCUGGAGCAGAGAUCCAACAUGGCUUCCUCCUUCCUCUCCGCCCUCGAUGACCUCCCUCCGCACAGGUCUCAGUCUCCAGAACUCGAAGCACUUCCUGCCUCUUCGGACCUUUUUCAUACAGACACAUCGCACCUGAACAUGGGAUCUAUAACACCUCUGAGUGAAUUCACUAACAAAACAAGCACUUUAACCAAGAUUGCAGGAAAGAAAAAGUUAAAAAGUAAAUUGAAAAUAACAACAACGCCUAACUCUUUGGAACAUGACAGUGGAGAAUGUCCGUAUUGUGAUCUAGACUCUGUCCCUAAGAUCCUCUGUCCGAAAGCACUUGAACGCCACGCAAAAUCUAAAACUUCAAUUUCCACAGACCCUCAUAUGUCCACGCAAGACAAAGAAGUGAAAAUGCAUCAAACCGAAGUCCACACCGGGCUUUGGUUCAGCAAAUCUAGCAAAGAUCGGCGUCCAAAAACAUUACCAGAUCGAACACUUUUUAGCAAAGUCUCGAAAAAGAAAAACUCCUCUUUUGUGGCCUCAAAAAAGAUUGUCAGAGAUUGUACUUUUUCCUCAAAUUUAUCUUUUGGUUUUGGUGAACAGGUAGACAAAACUAAACCAAAUGAAAAUGUCACUCUUGAACCACCAGUGCAGCUAAAAGAGAAACCCGAGGAGACUUUUGGUGCUAAGAAACACGUGGCAGACAGACUUGAAAGCUUUGUUGAUAAUACAUCUUCAAGCAACACUAAAAUGGACAAGUUUUUGAGUGAGAGUAGAUUUUCAAGUGCUCAUAACAUAACAAACCCAAUAAAAAAAGCUGCAAGUCAAGAAAAGCUCGUAAUGGAGCCUAAAACAGAGCUACGCUUAGAAGUAAACACCAGUAGCAACAGCAACCCUGAUAUCUCUUUGUGUGUUACUAAGGAUGUAGCAACGAGCUCAAGGACUAGCUUGGUUAAUAAAACAAAAAGCAGUCAAAAUAAGAAUACAAAACAAUCUGAGCAAAAUAUUGUCUCACCACUUCCAGAAGAAAAUUUAAUACCUGGAAUCAUUUUAGACAAUUCAAAUCCAUUGAUAAAACUGAUGAAAGAGGCAGCGUUACUGUCAAAAAAUAAAAUUCCUUUUGUUAAAUUAAUACGCAAGAAGAUUCCUGUCAAUUCAGGGCAAAAUUCUGUGGGAACUGUUGGCAAAGACGAUCAAUCAAAACCAAUUAAAGAUCUGCGUGGGUCAAUCAGAGAAUUGGAAACAAAAGCGAGCAAAAUCAAGAAGGGGAAAUAUAAAAAGUAUAAAGGCAAAAAACAAAAAUGUGGACGCUCAUCAAAAAAGAAAAUGAAGGUUUUACUGCAAAAUAAUCAAGAGAAUUCAGAAGAGUUGGUUAGCCAGAAAGAGACAAAGCGAACUUCUGCUGACGAUGUUAAAGAAACUGUGGAGCAAUGUUUGGAAAAGCGAAAUUCUAAAAAUGAUGAAGUGAAGUCAGAUGAAAAUACAAGCAAAUUAGACGCGAAAGAAAUUAAAAAACGUGGCCGACCUCCAAAAACCAAACAACCGUUGCCAAAACUGACUCAUUUGGGAUCUACAUUGAGAUGCAUUGAAAAGUUAAGUCGUCAAGAAUUGCUCAAUAGUUUGAAAGAAGCAGAGGCAAACGCGGUGAAAGUGGCUGAUUCGGAAGUCAAAACAGAAAAGUCUAAAAAGCAAAAAGGUGGUCGCCCAGCUAAAAGCACUCCCGAAACAUUGUCAAGUCCAGUUAAGCAUUCGACAAUGUUUGAAAGUUUUGAUAGCCCAGAGAAAGACGCAAACAAGACAGAUGAGACAAAAAGUGAAACUGCACUAGAAGCUAAAUUAGCAAAACAAGCAAAGAAGUCUAAAAAUUUUAAAGCAAGUCGGUCAUCUAAAACUUCCUUGAAAAAGCAGUCAAAGGAAAGCAAAAUUUCAAUAUCAGAAGAUGUGGAGAACAGUGAGCACAACGAUUUAAAUGUAAUGGACGACCAAGAUGAGACCGACCAAGAAUUUGACAAGUCUGUAGUUAAAAACCUUCCUAAAGAUGGACGCCUUGCUCAAAUUCCUUCAAAAUCUUCGUCGCUUCAGGAGGAAUGCGUUGAGGAACUUUGUCAAACUGAUUUCAACAAUAGCGACCACAGAGAAACGAAAACUUUAACUGACCUGAAAGCAGAUUUAGUGAGGGAAUCAAGAAAUGUCCAAGCAUCGAAGCAUAAAGGACGUUCCGCUAAAAUGCCUUUAAAAUCACCAUCGGAGAAAGACACACAGGAAACUGGUUGGGCAAGUGACCCAAAUGAAAUGAGGAAAAAUCAUGGAGAACCCGAUCUCAGUGUUGAGUUAUCUAAAAAAUUUGAAAACUCACGGCGCUCUACGAAAUUAGCAUCAUUGCAGAAUCAAGUCAUCCAGGUGUCAGCUUUGGAGAGUGUGAAUAAAUUAUAUCCAGUUGGUGACAAAGUAGAUUCUAAUUUGACAAAAGAGUCUAAAAUAAAAGGUAAAAAGGCUAAAGAUGCUAAAAUUCCUUCAAUUACAAAUCGAGCUAGCCAGGCGUCAGUGCUGCCAAGUCUGACUGAAAGUGGCCAAAGUGAAAUUGGCAAUCACGCUUCAAAAAAUAUUGAAACUGCUGAUGCUAACGCGACAAAAGAAUCAGAAAUGGCUAAAGACAGAGAGACUAAAGUGGGACGUCAUGCUAAAAUUACUUCCAUGUCCACUCCAGUUUGCAAAGACUCGACAGAAAGACCGUAUGAUUCAAAUGUUAGCGAUUGUUGUGACGCGAGUAAAACCUCAAAACAUGCAAAUUCUAACUUUGACGAAUCUGAAUUCAAGUUGAAACAAUCACUGAUGGAGUUAAAAGUCAAAACCAGCACUGAAAAGCCUAAAACGAGAAUUGAUGACCAGUUAGAGAGCUACAACGUAAAUAAAGUUCUUUUCCAGUCGAAUACCAACCCAAGUGUUCCGAAAGUUCAAGAGAAACGCAAUUUCAAAAAGUCGAAAAAGCUAAAAGAUCGUUACGGUAGAUUUACGUCACUACAUCGCCUUUCCCAAGAAUUAGCAUCGCAGUAUGACAGUGCAGUGGAGGCUACCAGCGCAAAUAUGCUCGAACUUAACAUUGCAAAGUUGAGUUUAGAAGAUUCAAGGGAAACGUCAGCAACUACUGCGACUGCUGAAAUGAAAAACGCCAAGGUUCAAAAUAACAGACAGGAGCAAGUUUUGAUGGAAGUCAGUGAAACUGGCGACAACAAUGGUACAAAUCAGUUAUCUGUAAGUAAACAAACAAAGCUAGAUUCUGACAAUUCUGAAAAAGAAAAGAAAUUUGAUCAUUCCAAACAGCCUCUUGUUAAAAACCCUCCAAAAACUACCUUGUUAAAUCAAAAAGGUGACGUACAAAGCGUAAUUCAAUUGAGCAGCCAUGAAAACCGGAAAAAACCUACCAAGACACAAAACACAGAUGUUAGUAAAGUUAACCAUGAAGAAUUGGAAGUUACCUCUGAAUGUACAAUGCCGAUAGUAAAAAAACUGAAGGUUGGGGGCCUACCUAAAAUGACCGUGGACUCGCAUGUCUGCAAGGAAAGUUUUGAGGAAGAAAAAGCUAGACAAGAAUUGACAAGAAGCUCAAAGAUGUCAGAUCCAAUAGUUGCAAAAAUAAACUUAAGAGAUGCAGAAAUUUCAGAUUCAAAACAUUCCCAGAAGCCAAAUGUUGUACCGCUAAAUCCAGCUUGUGUUGCCUCAUUUGAAAGUAGUAAAAAGUUUAAUAAGGACCAAGAUAUGUCAACAAAGAGUAUAGAAAUGACAAAAGACAAUGUAAAGGAUUUUAAAUGUUUCCCAGACUCCAAACUCUCUCCUGUUAAAACGCUAAAAGCGUCUGGCCAUGAAAAAACUAUUCCAAAAUCAGGUUUGAAUCAGACUAGUCAUAAAACAUUGGAAAGAGUUGAUCAGUUGAAUUACCAAACAUUCGGCAAAACAUCGGAAAAUAAAACCAAUGUUAAUUUAGAAACCUUGGAAUCUCUUUCUAAACAUUCAGUGGUCAAGAAAAUUAAAGAUGGCAGCUCUACUAAAAUUGAUGCAUUUGCAAAUGAAUCUGUUCCACCUUUAUGCGAAGUUGAAAAAAUAACCCACCCUGAAAUGAAAAAAAUUACAGAUUUACCAGAAGUUGACCAAGUAAAAAUUUCAGACUCCGAAAGCGCCAGAACCUUUGUACAGAAAAGAAAAGUUGGUCGUCCAUGCAAAAUUGUAAAGGAAUCAGUGCCCAUUCCAGCAAACCACAUUUCACCAACUAGAAAAAUAGAAGACUUGAUCCACCAGGAAUCUUUACCAAACAAUGAAAUGAAAACACAUGACAACAAGACAACUACAAUUAAUCUAGAAGAGGCCCGAAUUGCGUUGGAAGCUAUAAAAACGCCAAACAUCCAGAAACGUAAAGUUGGACGUCCUGCCAAAAUUGUAACCCCAAUCACCCAUUCUGUCCCACCUUUAGGAAAUGACGGAAGACUGAAGGCCCUGGAUGACUUGACUGUUAAAACCAAGAGGCGGGAAGAUGUAUCUUCAGUAAAUUUAGAAGAAACUCACGUCGAAACUUCACAGGUUAAGUUAAAAGUAGGCGUUCCAACUUUAGACUCAAAUCAAACUAAUCAUGAGACUACAUUUGAGACAAACUCCAAGGCAGAUGCUGGUAUAACUACUGUAAAAUCUUGUGCUGAGUCUAAAAAUCCUCUGGUUAAAAAGUUCAAAGUUGGUUCUCCAAGUAAGACAACAGCUGAAGCUUAUACAAAUCAAGCUAAAGAGGUGUCUGUAACUGAACGAGGGAUUACAAAAAAUCAUUUUGUAGAUAAUAAAUGCGUGAAGGUUCUCAAAGCUAACGCAAACUUGGAAGUUACUGAAAUUUUAGUCGAUUCCAAACAAGCUUUAUUUGAUAAGUACAGAGUUGUCCAAUAUCCAAAAACUGAAUUAUUACCAAAACAAAGAAGCACAGGUUUUGAAGAAGAAUGGCAAAAAUAUGUAUCAAAAAAUGUAAGGACACAUGAAGAUGCAAUGAUACACACAACUAAAGAAAAUCAGGAAACCGCAGAAGUCCCACCCGACUGUUUGAAAGUCAACAAACAGAAAAUGGCCCCUAAAAUUUUGGCAUCAGAAAAUCAACCUAAGUCAGUUUCAACCGCAGAAACAACAGGUGAAGCAACAUCAACACCCAAACUGGAUGUUGUUAUUGAUAGAACCGACCAAAAGACACCUGAAACCCCAUCUAUCAAGGAAACAGCAAAAAAAUUUAAAGGACGAUCUGCGAAAAUAGCAUCACAAACAAUGGUAGAUCAAGACCGAAAUGUGCCUGCGAUUAAAAGUUUGGAGGAGUUAGUGAAACAACAAAAUUCAAAAGAUAUCGAACCAACGCUGGAUGGUACAAUGUCAUAUUUCAGAAACGAUUUUGUUGAAAGUGUACGUCAACAAAGGACUCACCAAAAAAGUCCACAGGUUCUAAACGAGGAGUAUUUUGAGAAAUCUUCACUUAGAAAAAACUUGACCGAAAAGGAUUUUAUGAAGUCCAGGGACCUCGACCAACAGGAUGUAAUCACUUUUGACGAAUUGCAAGAGAAAAUCACGGAACCUCCCCCAGCUCCAACCCCAAUCCCAGAGUCUAAUAUUGAGCCACUUUUAAAGAAAUUAAAGGUGAAAAAGUGCGUUAUUAACCUGUCACAGUCAAUGAAGGGGAAGAUUAAUAAGGAUUUUACCUCUGAAAAUACAGAAGUUAAACGAAUCACAAAUGCAGCAAAUAAUAAUGAAGAGACAGUGCUGGAUGCUAAAAUGUCUGUGGACAGAGAAACACAACCAACUGAGAAAAGUGAAGUAGCAGAUAAUGAAAAUGUCGAGAAAGAUCAGAGUAAAUCUUCAAAUCAAAAGAAUAAAUGUAAAAGUUCGAUAGGAAACGCUAGUCAGACGGUACCUGUGGACUCUGAACGGAAAACUGUUAUAAAUGCAAAAGAGUUGUCUAAAUGCAAGGGUCCUAAAGGUAUUGAAAAUUCAUGUGAAAAUGAAAAAUGCCGUAAUAGAGUAGAUCAAGACAGAUUUGAAAAUGAUGUGCCAAGGACUUCGGAUCUUGAGAGUUUUGAAAAUUUUGAGAAGCAUUUUACCGUGGAUUCUUCAAGUCCUGAAUGUACAUUGGUAGAUAAAAGCCAAAGUUUUGUUAAGAAAUUGGACGCUAAAAACGUAAAUAAAACUUUACCUGAGCAGCCUGCGCAUCUCCCAGCAAGCAGUAGACUCAUGACACGAGCUUUCGAAGCGAUGGAAGAUACCGAGCAAAAGAAAGAGGCGGAGAAAUCUAAGAAACACUCAAAUUCACAGAAAAAAACUGCCAAAGAUGCGCAAAGCUCGUCAUGGAAACCGGAAACGAACUUGGACUUCUGCAGCGACUUGGAGUCCGUUGAAAAUUACUGCAACAAUAGGUUUUCCAGCCCGAGCAUGUCUCCGAUCUCGUCAGCGUCUUCGGAUGUGAACGAUUUGGACGUUGAGGUUAAGAGUGAAGAAGAGGGAGUUUUGAUUUCCUCGACUCCUCCGGUGGACUUCAUACCUCUGACGUCAAAGGUUUCGACGAAAAAGGAUGAACAAGAGGCGCAGACGACAGCUCCGUUUUCGUUUAUGACCGCAUUGAAAAAUGUGGAUGAGCUGUCCUUUCAGUCCGUGAGCGAAAAUAGCGAUGGGAAGCCAGUAACAUUCAAAGCAGACGCCAAUUAUAAGUUCAGCACUUUUCUCAUGAUGAUAAAGGACCUGCAUGAUACUCGAGAGAAAGAUGGGGCACCUUUGGAACUUGAAAUAGGCCCUCCCAGCGCACAUAUUAAAAAAGAACCGAUGAUUAUGCCAGAAGCUGAAAUUAUGAAUCAAGAAACUAGAAACUUUGACAGCAAGGAAAGCCAAUCUCCAAAGAAGCUGUACUUAAAGAAGACCAGUUCAAUGUGGGUUAAGAAGAAGAGUAAAGGGGGCAGAUGUGGGCCUGGCGUACCUGGGAUAGAGUCUCCUGUUGGGGCAGAGGAUGAAGUGGACAGGGGGGUGGUGGUGCAUACAUCGGAAAGGCAUAAAACCUGGGAGUGUGUACAGAAAGAGGUGGAAGAGACAGGCCCGAAAGCGAAUGGAGUGGUGGGAGAGAAAAGGACGAGUCUGAUCAUCAAAAUCACAGGAGACAAGAGUCAAGAAGGACAUAAACGGAUUAGAAAGCCCAGUAAAAGGCUGAUUGAAUGGACUGAAGAGUAUGACCAGAUAUUUUCAUCCAGAAAGAAAAACAAGAAACUUCAGACAACGGACAAGGACCAAAUAUUAUCAGCGUCGGAGCAGCCUCUGUCGCAAAAUGUCUUUCCUGAAAUGCAAACUCCGCCUCCCGAGGAACCCUCCAGAACCUCUCCAUCUGAACUACAGAGCCCCUGCACGGAGAACUCCAGCUCCCAGAGUGCACCACUGAUCUCCGUGGAUACGCUGACCCCACCCCCUGAGACUGAGCCUGCACUGACGGAGACACCAGUGAAGGACUCAGAAGGCAGUUCCGUUUUGGAGAAAAAGCGAAAGAGGAAACCCACUCAGAAAAUCCUGGAGUAUUGUUUGGAAGCAGAGGCCGCUCCAUCGCUCAAGAAAAAGGUUAAGGCAGUCAGGAAUUACUUAAAUCCACCUCCACAGUCUGAUCCUCAAUCUCUGAAGAAGUUGAAGCAGCUCAUCAUCUCCACUACCUGCCUAUCUACAUCGGAGUCAGCAGAGCCCCCUGCAGUUCAAACCAGUCCCACACCAGACCAGGACCAAGACUCUAGUCCUGGUUUAGACGCAGAUUUAGAGGAACCUAAACCCGAAGAGGAAAAUUCAGAAGAUUUUGAACUUUCUCUGCCCCUCGAUCCACAAAGUCAGGAGGAGCAGGAGAUGGACAUGGGUCUGGACCAGAGUGACCUGCUCCUGGACGAUGCUGCUUUAGCUCAAAGGAAAAUCAUCGGAGACAGAGGAGGACCUGCCUCUAUGAAGGAGAACAUCUGCCAGGUGUGUGAGAAGACCGGAGAGCUGCUGCUGUGUGAGGGUCAGUGUUGCGGGGCCUUCCAUCUGCCUUGCAUCUCUUUAGCUCAGGCUCCAAAGGGCAAGUUCAUCUGCCCCGAGUGCAAAUCAGGUGUCCACACGUGUUUUGUGUGUAAGAAGCGCGGGGAGGACGUGCGGCGCUGUAUGAUUCCUGUUUGUGGAAAGUUUUAUCACGGUGAAUGUGUCACCGCCUUUGGCCCGACCGCCCCCACCGUCAACCGCGGCUUCAGGUGCUCCAUCCAUGCCUGCCUCACCUGCCACCUCACCAACCCCACCAGCAGCAACCUGUCCAAAGGACGUUUGGUGCGCUGCGUCCGCUGUCCCGUUGCGUAUCAUGCCACUGACCUGUGCAUGGCGGCCGGCUGCAGAGUCCUCUCCUCCAACAGCAUCCUCUGCCCAAACCACUUCACCCCGAGGAAGGGAGUCAAGAACCACGAGCAUGUCAAUGUGAGCUGGUGCUUCGUCUGCACUGAAGGGGGCAGUCUGCUGUGCUGCGAGUCCUGCCCCGCUGCCUUCCACAGAGAGUGCCUGAACAUCGAGAUGCCCAAAGGUUCAUGGUUCUGUAACGACUGUAAGUCCGGAAAGAAGCCACGAAUCAAGGACAUCCUCUGGGUCAAAGUGGGCCGCUACAGGUGGUGGCCGGCCGAGGUGAGUCACCCAAAGUCGAUCCCAGAAAACAUCCAGCGAAUGAGGCACGACGUGGGCGAGUUCCCAGUGCAUUUCUUUGGCUCCAACGAUUAUCUGUGGACGUACCAGGCUCGGGUCUUUCCUUAUAUGGACGUGGACGCCAACAGCAAAGAGAAGAUGGGAAAAGGAGUCGAUGCCACCUACAAGAAAGCCCUGGAGGAGGCAGCAGAGAGGUUCAGGGAGCUUCAGGCCGAGAAAGAGCUCAGACAGCUUCAGGAAGAUCGGAAGAACGACAGAAAACCUCCACCUUAUAAACACAUCAAGGUGAACCGGCCGAUUGGGAAGGUGCAGAUCUUCACUGCGGACCUGUCGGAGAUCCCGCGCUGUAACUGUAAAGCCUCAGACGAGAGCCCGUGUGGGAUGGACUCAGAGUGCAUCAACCGCAUGCUGCUGUAUGAGUGCCACCCACAGGUUUGUCCAGCAGGAGAGAAGUGUCUGAACCAGGCCUUCACCAAACGGGAGUACAGCUCAGUGGAGAUCUUCAGGACACUGUCUCGGGGCUGGGGUCUGCGCUGUAGCCACGACAUCAAGAAGGGUCAGUUUGUGAGCGAGUACGUGGGGGAGGUCAUCGAUGAAGAGGAGUGCAGAUCCAGAAUCAGAGAUGCUCAAGAAAACGACAUUGGAAACUUCUAUAUGCUCACUCUAGAUAAGGAUCGUAUCAUCGACGCAGGGCCGAAGGGAAAUGAGGCGCGCUUCAUGAACCACAGCUGUCGUCCAAACUGUGAGACUCAGAAGUGGACGGUGAGCGGAGACACCAGAGUGGGACUGUUCGCGCUGGAGGACAUCCCCGCAGGUACAGAGUUGACCUUCAACUAUAACCUGGAGUGUUUAGGAAACGGAAAAACAGUUUGUAAAUGUGGAGCUCCAAACUGCAGCGGCUUCCUCGGAGUCAGACCAAAGAACAAUCCUCCAUCUUCCGAGGACAGAGGGCGCAAGUUUAAGCGUCGUGGUCGAAGGAAGAGCAGAGCUGUUCUGACUAAAGAACGGGAAGAUGAGUGUUUCAGCUGCGGAGACGGAGGGCAGCUGGUCUCCUGCAAGAAACCUGGAUGUCCAAAAGUCUAUCACGCCGACUGUCUCCAGCUCACCAGGAGGCCGGCCGGACGGUGGGAGUGUCCGCGGCAUCAGUGCGACGUCUGCGGAAAGGAAGCGAAAUCCUAUUGCGAAAUGUGCCCCAGUUCGUUUUGCGAUCAGCAUAAAGAGGGACUGCUUUUCAAAUCCAAACUGGACGGAAAACUUUGCUGCACCGAACACGACCCCUGUGGCCCCAACCCUCUGGAACCGGGCGAAAUCCGAGAGUACCAACCUACGGACAACCAAUUCCAACCAACGGAUAACAGCGGGAUCACCUACGGACUCGGAAUGGCGGUCAUCCCUACCACCUCGUCCAGUACCACUAACGCCAACGCAGCUAGCACCUCCAGCAACGACGGGAAUGCAUCGCCUGCCUUUUCCAUCCCAAUCACGCUGGCCCCUAGUGGCUCGGAGAGGUCCUGCAGCAGCCCGCCUUGUUUUGAGCUGCCGCAUUAUUCGCCGAUUUCGUCGUACGAUGAGGACGACGAGGACGAAGAGGAGGGAGACGUGGCCGACGACGUGGAGCAGGAUUUAGUCGAGCAGGGAGAGGAAAAAUCUGACCCGGAAAGUCUGGAAUAUUUGGAAAUAAAAGAUGACGAUUAUGAAGAUGAUGAUUAAUUGGCGUGGCAGGAAGUCAGUUUUUGUUACAGCUAUUUUUAUACAGUAAUUUAACAGAAAUAAAGGGUCAUGGCGUUGUUGUUUUACGUUGCACUUAGGGGUGGGCGAUAUUAACAAAAAUGGAGAUCUGUUUUUUUGUGGAAUAUUCAAACGAUAUUAUGCCACUCAAUCAGAAAUGUGCUAAAAUGUGCCUAUGACUUGUGACUAGACUGUAAAAUCAACUAGAAAAGUGAAGAAAAAUCGCCACAUACUCUUGUUUAAAGCUGCACUUUGUAGCAUUUCUGUUAAGGGGGGGUCCACCUGCUUGUCUACAUGAAUUUUGCCUGAAAUGUUCCACAGUACGGCAUUACAUUUACUGACUAUAUCUUACAUUUAAUCAUUUUCAGAUGUUUUUAUAGCUCAAAAAUACCUUGAAAACCAUACAUUCCUCAUGUGAUGUGAUUGGGGUCGCCUCUCCACAGAUCUGACCUGUAGCUUGUCCAAGUGACAUCUCCAUGGAGACAGAGAAGUGUAAAGUAUAUUGUGGAACAUUCCAGGCAAAGCAGUAGCCGACCCUCUACCAGAAAUGUUAUUUAGAGCAGCUUAAAAAACACUUCAGAUUUGUUGUAUUUUUAUUUCAAUCAGCUAUUUUUGCAGUUUUAACUUUUUUUUAUAUAUAUAUUUGAGAUAACUUAUUCAAUUUAAUUUUUUUCUCCAAAGCAACAACUGUAAUAUUGUGCAUUUUUCAACAUAUCUCCUACCUCUAAAACGCAGUUGACUCAGACUGUCAUCUUUGAUGAUAGUAAUGCUAAAACAGAAAAAAGAUGUGUUUUGAUUCAGUGAGAAAUACUGCAGAAAUGUACAGAAAUGUGUUACACGGGUGGUUCCAAUGACCUAAAAAUCCCCAACAGUUCUAUUGAUACUUUGCAGUGAGAUCAUGCUGGGGGUGUUCAACAUGUAACUCUAUGGCUGAAUGUGCAACAGACGAAACCAUUUUAAGAUGCAAAAUGGAUUUAAACAGCACAUUUUCAGGAGCCUGUGAGUUUGGUUUUCAACAAAAGUUUGAGAGUAAUUAACUGAACUUCCAAUUUAGGCUACGUUCAGACUGCAGGGUUUAGUGCUCAAUUCGGAUUUUUUGCAAGGUCAUUUACAUUUCCAAUUAAAUGCGACUUGUAUGUGAUCUCCAGUGUGAACUUUAAAUGGCCCAAAAGUGUCCCGCAUGCCCAUUGGAGGACACGAUGACGUCACACAUAACUCCCUAACCUCACUUUCCCUCCAUUGACUGGAGUCAGAGCCUGACGUGUAGGUGGGAUGAAUGUGACCUGGCCGUUCAGACUGAAGUCGCAUCUCAAAAGAUCAGAUAUGUAUCUGUUUUAGGACCACAUAUCAAAAAAUUUGAUAAAAUUGUAUCUGUUUCGUUCAGACUGUCAUAAAAAGAUCCGAUACAGGAGCAUAGGGGCAAAAAAAUCAGAUUUGGGUCACUUCAGGCUGCAGUCUGAACGUAGCCUUAGUCACUUCUUUCUGAUCAGAUUGUGUUAAAAUAAAUGAGAUUAAAGUCCUCAGAGAGAGCAGUGCCUACAGUUCACACCCCCACCUGCAAAGUAUCAAUAAGAAGGAUCAAGAUGUUUAAAUUAUAUUGUAAUUUACAGUUGGAGAACUGCAGAAAAGAGUGGGGUCUUGGUCAAGAAAACCCCAUAAACAAAGUAAAAAGUAUGGGGGUGAAUCUGGUCUCAAACUGGCCUAAAACAGGUCUGAAGAAGGACUAAAAUGGGCCUAAAAUAAGAUUACACUAUUAUUUUAACAGCAGAUUCACACAAAUACGGUUACAUACAAGAUACUAAAGUCUAUUGUUACACCUGUGUUAUAAAUGACCGAUCUGAAUGUACAGUUACAUCGAAUUCAGAACAAAAUAUGAUGGAUUUAUAAUAAAGCUAUAAAGUCUAUAUACGAUUACAGUAGUGACGAAGUAACAUUUCAAAAACGGAGCCAUUUCUUGCUUUAAAAAAUGGCAUUUACGUCUAUAUUUCACCGCAAAUGUAUGUAAAAAUGACAGUAUUUGUAAGACGGUAGGUCCUCCGAUUUCUAUAAUGCAAUAAAAGUUACACAGGUAUUAGCAGAUUAUUAUUUAAAGGUCUCAUAUUACACUAUUUUCUGAUUUGUUAUAAUGUUGUUUCCUCAUUGCAAACAUAUCUGGAGUUGCAUUUUGUUUCAUCCACACUUGUUAAACUCACAAAUUUAGGUGGAGUUCGUCUCUCUUCACCUUCACUAGAAUCAUUUGGAUAAUUUCAGACCUGGAAUUGCUAUUUUUUACAAAAUUUUGUGUCAGUUUUGUGUAAUAUUGGACCUUUAAACAAGACAUUGUGGAAAAUCAACUUUUUAACUACAUUACAAUGGUUCCUCCUCUCCCUCAUUUACAGAGUUGUAACUUGAUUAAAGUAAUCCUGAGUCUUUCUUUUUCUUCUAACCAGUCAUGUGAUUAGAUUGUGAUUCAUGUUUUAACGAUAGGAUCCUGUUCAAAGUUAAAAUUAUAAACAAAAGACUGAAAUAUGAACUGAGAAUAAUGAUAUAAGAAUGCAAAUUAAGCCUGAAUAUUUUGUUAUUUGUGGAGGAAACUUUGGUACUUCAAAAAUUGCACUUACUAUUGCGUCCAUAUUGCGAUUUCGAGUUGAUUGUGAUUCAUUUCGCAUCCCUCGUCUUCACUCUGUCCUCGCAAAUGUGUUUUUAUCUUUAUGGUCUUUUAUCUUUACGCUAUUUUCUGAUUUAUAAUGUUGUUUCCUCAUCACACACAUUGAGUUGUGUUUUUGUUUCAUUCACACAAACCUUCACUAGAAUCAUUUGGAUCAUUUCGGCGCUGGAAUUUUCAAUCUCUACUGAAUAAAAAGUAAAACAUAGCUGUUAUUACUCGACAUCCCAAGCUGGAAAAGAGCAUUUUGAGCUUUGGAGAUGCAGACAGACUAAUAAUAAAGUGUUACUCAAACGUGAAUUAAACAAAUCACAACUUUUUGACGAGGUAACAGCAUUUUAACAUUACUUACGGAGAAUUUUAAUACCAUGACAAUAACACAUCAACUUUGGGAACGAUUUGUACCCCUGCUCCACCUCUCUCCCUUACUAACAACAACAAAAGACUUUGUUAUUCGCAAAACUUUUCCAAAAACGCCAAAUACUAAUUCACAAAACUUAAUUGAAUGUGUUUGAGGGAAGAAUUAUCAACCAUGUCCUGGAGUUAAAGUGUGGAUAAAAAGAGGAUUUGGCUGCUAAAGACUGCCUUUGAGAGCAGCCGUUUUGGACCUGACCUCGAUCCGGGACUUGUAUUUUAACUAUAGGAGUCUACCUGUACCUCGGAUGGACUACGAGACUGAACUUUGAGGUUUUCCGGGAAGGAUUUUGUUAGACUGUAAAAUAGAAGCUCUGUGGACAUUUGUAAGAAAAGUCUAUGAAAAUGUAACUGCUGAGAUAGUUUGUCGAAUUGUUGACGUGUUCAUAUUUAAAACUGUUCUGUGACGCACAAUAAAAUAAUAUGGAUAGUCUAACUGAAGCCAAUUUUGUCAUAGUAAAAACAUAAACAAAAAUUAUUAUUAUUAUGGUUUCCACAAGACUGUUAACACACUAGUAAAAAUAAUCUGUGUAUCAUUCGUUCAUUCGUUUUUCAAAAUAAAACCAAAAAUAAGAAAAAACAA